Molecule: messenger RNA, 3050 nt
Organism: Condylura cristata (star-nosed mole)
Lineage: Eukaryota; Metazoa; Chordata; Mammalia; Eulipotyphla; Talpidae
Gene: SF1
Product: splicing factor 1
Exons: 12
Coding region: 48-1889 (613 amino acids)
Biological process (GO): regulation of mRNA splicing, via spliceosome
Cellular component (GO): nucleus
Molecular function (GO): mRNA binding; zinc ion binding
Source: RefSeq, a predicted model, not a curated record
ACUUCCCCAGUAAGAAGCGGAAGAGAAGCCGCUGGAACCAGGAUACGAUGGAACAGAAGACAGUGAUUCCAGGGAUGCCCACAGUUAUUCCCCCCGGACUCACUCGGGAGCAAGAGCGAGCAUAUAUAGUGCAACUGCAGAUAGAAGACCUGACUCGUAAACUGCGCACAGGAGACCUGGGCAUCCCCCCUAACCCUGAGGACAGGUCCCCUUCCCCUGAGCCCAUCUACAAUAGUGAGGGGAAGCGGCUUAACACUCGUGAGUUCCGCACCCGCAAAAAACUUGAGGAAGAACGGCACAACCUCAUCACGGAGAUGGUUGCGCUCAACCCUGACUUCAAGCCGCCUGCAGAUUACAAACCUCCAGCGACACGUGUGAGCGAUAAAGUCAUGAUUCCGCAAGAUGAGUAUCCCGAGAUCAACUUCGUGGGGCUGCUGAUUGGGCCCAGAGGAAACACCUUGAAGAACAUCGAGAAGGAGUGCAAUGCCAAAAUUAUGAUCCGGGGCAAGGGGUCUGUGAAAGAAGGGAAAGUUGGGCGCAAAGACGGCCAGAUGUUACCAGGGGAAGACGAACCACUUCAUGCCCUGGUCACCGCCAACACUAUGGAGAAUGUGAAGAAAGCUGUAGAGCAGAUAAGAAACAUCCUGAAGCAGGGUAUUGAGACCCCUGAGGACCAGAAUGAUCUACGAAAGAUGCAGCUUCGAGAAUUGGCUCGUUUGAAUGGAACCCUCCGGGAAGAUGAUAACAGGAUCUUAAGACCCUGGCAGAGCUCAGAGACCCGCAGCAUCACCAAUACCACAGUGUGUACCAAAUGUGGAGGGGCUGGCCACAUCGCUUCCGAUUGCAAAUUCCAAAGGCCUGGUGACCCCCAGUCAGCUCAGGAUAAAGCCCGGAUGGAUAAAGAGUAUUUGUCCCUGAUGGCUGAGCUGGGUGAAGCACCUGUCCCAGCAUCUGUGGGUUCGAGCUCUGGGCCUGCUUCCACACCCCUGGCCAGCGCACCUCGGCCUGCUGCUCCUGCCAAUAACCCGCCUCCACCGUCUCUCAUGUCCACCACCCAGAGCCGUCCACCCUGGAUGAAUUCCGGUCCUUCAGAGAGUCGGCCCUACCACGGCAUGCAUGGAGGUGGUCCGGCAGGGCCCGGAGGUGGACCCCACAGCUUCCCACAUGCGUUACCUAGCCUGACAGGUGGGCACGGUGGACAUCCCAUGCAGCACAACCCCAAUGGGCCCCCACCCCCUUGGAUGCAACCUCCGCCGCCACCGAUGAACCAAGGGCCCCAUCCACCUGGGCACCAUGGCCCACCUCCAAUGGAUCAGUACCUGGGAAGUACGCCUGUGGGCUCUGGGGUCUACCGCCUGCAUCAAGGAAAAGGUAUGAUGCCGCCGCCGCCUAUGGGCAUGAUGCCGCCGCCGCCGCCGCCGCCCAGUGGGCAGCCCCCGCCCCCUCCCUCUGGCCCUCUUCCCCCAUGGCAGCAGCAGCAGCAGCAGCCUCCGCCGCCCCCUCCGCCCAGCAGCAGUAUGGCUUCCAGUACCCCCUUGCCAUGGCAGCAAAAUACGACGACUACCACCACGAGCGCUGGCACAGGGUCCAUCCCGCCAUGGCAACAGCAGCAGGCGGCUGCAGCAGCUUCUCCAGGAGCCCCUCAGAUGCAAGGCAACCCCACUAUGGUGCCCCUGCCCCCCGGGGUCCAGCCGCCUCUGCCGCCCGGGGCCCCUCCCCCUCCGCCGCCUCCACCGCCUGGUUCCGCCGGCAUGAUGUAUGCCCCGCCCCCUCCUCCUCCGCCUCCCAUGGACCCUUCUAACUUUGUCACCAUGAUGGGCAUGGGGGUGGCGGGCAUGCCGCCCUUCGGGAUGCCUCCAGCUCCCCCACCGCCUCCACCACAGAACUAGACUCGGUUUUUUUAAAGAAAAUAUAUAUUAUAUAUAGAGAGAAUUGGUCUCGUUUAAACACACGCCGAACCUCACCAUAUGGAGCCAGACAUUGGGACGCACGCAUGUGAUUGUGUGCACGCAUGUGUGUGUGUGCACGCACCGGGCUGGGCCGAGCGGCCGAGGACUCGCUUGGGAACGGGCAGGUGGUAGUAGGGGCGCCAGCUGGUGCUCUCCUGGCGCCCCGUAGCAUCGAGUGUCUUCUUUGUCUUUCUCUCCUCACCCAACUCCCUUUGCCUUUCCCAAACCGGGCCGCCAGGAUCCCUCCCCGCGGCGGCGAUGGCCCGAGCCAUGAGAGUGAGGACUUUCCGCGCCCAUUGGUGACCCUUCCAGGCAGACAGCCUCAGCAGCGCCCCUGGUGGACAGGAUGGUUCGGCAAAGCAGCCUGAGUUAUUUUUGUGGACGGAAUCGGAACACGCUGGCUCCAUAUCGUGAAAUUUUUAUUAAUUUUUCUUUUUCCUUUGUUAUUUCCUUAUCUCUUCCUUUCUUCAGACUCCGUCCAAGGAGAUGCUCUCCCCGGUCUUCUGCUGCAAUUAGAUUCCUUUUCCCUUUCUCCAGUCCUCUUCUUUCCAAGGAGAGGGGAACAAAUGGUUUGGCCAUUCUUGUCAGGCUAGUCAGGGGAGGGGUGUUCCUUAGAGGGUUCAGAAUUUGAAGGUGCCGUGGCCACUUCCGAGGAUCUUUAGUUUCCAGCCACGCGGUCUUGCCUUUGCUACCCUUCGUGAGUCCUAGGUUAACCUCCAGGCCCGGAUUCCACAUCCAGCCUGGCACCUGCUGGCAGCAGGGGGCAGCCCUAGACGCCCCGGCUUGUAUGUGGCCGGAGAGCCCCCUCGCUCCAGGCGCUGAGCGGCCUCAGCCCCCAUCUGUUCCCCUCCUUCCUGGAAGACUGCCUUCUCGAUUUUAUUUUAAUCCCAAACAUCUGAAUGUUUGCAGUGUCUGAGGGCUUGAGCCCCUUGUUUUUCAUUCUGCUCCUCCCUCCAUGGAGUGAUUAUGUUGACAAUAAUGUGUAAUGCGCGUUCUCUUCACUGGUUUAUCUGCAGAAAUUGCUCUGGGCUUUUUUUCCGUGUAUGAUUCAGCUGCGUUGAAAGGGGGUGUCCCAUUGAAUAAACGAGCAGUGUGGUUUUC